AUGGACGCGGAGAGGAGGAUGACGCUGACGGCGCCGCCGGCGCCAUGGGCCCGGGCCGUCGCGUCGCGGCGGCGGCGCGUCGUCCUCCCGCAGGCCAUUUCGCACCGCGGCUACAAGGCGCGCCACGCCGAGAACUCCAUGGCCGCCUUCCGGGGCGCGGUCCGGGCCGGCGCGCACGCCAUCGAGACGGACGCCCGGCUGUCGGCCGAUGGCGUUGCGGUGCUGUCUCAUGACCCCACGCUCAAGCGCUGCUUCGCCCUCGACCGCCGCGUCGCCGACUGCCCCUGGGCCGACCUCGCGCGCCUGCGCACCACGACGACGACGCCGCCCGGUGCGCAGGGCCACGGACUGCCCCGGCUGCGGGACCUGCUGGCCUGGCUCGCCGCCGCCGCCGCCCACGACGACGAGGAUGAGGAUGAGCGGGAGCGUCGGGCCGGGGUCUGGGUCUUGCUCGACAUCAAGGCAAGUCAUUCCACGUUCCAAGUAUUUGCAGCGGGACAAGGAGUGUGUAUGGACGACGACGCACAACACCUCGUCGACGCCAUCGCCGCCGCCAUCAACGACGUGCCCCCCGGCCGCGUCCCCUGGGAGCAAAGGAUCAUGCUCGGAUGCUGGAACGCCUCCACAAUCCUCGCCGCCCGCCGCUCCCUGCCGAGCUUCCCCCUGGCCCACAUCGGCUUCUCGCUCUCGUACGCGCGCCACUUCCUGCCGCCGCUGGCCAACCUGGCCCUCAACAUGGCGGAAAACGCCCUCGUCGCGCCCCUGCGCGGCCGCCGCAUGCUCCUCGACGCCGCCGCCGCCCGCCGCCCCGUCUUUGCCUGGACCGUCAACUCGGAGCGCGGCAUGCGCUGGGCCAUUCGCCAGAACCUUGGCCUCUCUCGCGGCGUCGCUGACGGCGGCGCUGACGGCGGCGCUGCCCAGAUGGCGAGACCGGCUCUCGUCGACGGCGUCGUCACCGACGAUCCCGCCCUCUUCCUCGACCUCUGCCGCCGCUACGAGGACGAGCUCGAGUCCAAGGCCCCGCCGCCGCCCGCCGCCCCGCUCACACACACCCUCGCCGUCGUCCUCCGCUUCCUCCUCGGCCAGCUCCUCUUCAAGCUCGUCUUCCUCUACCGGCGCUUCUGGCUGCACAAGUUGGACUACCUGCCCCGCCCCGUCGGGCCCGAGGCAAAGGCAGACUGA
Hirsutella rhossiliensis is the source of this 1182-nucleotide messenger RNA. Its product is annotated as glycerophosphoryl diester phosphodiesterase family domain-containing protein. Gene Ontology annotation, biological process: lipid metabolic process. The transcript is spliced from 5 exons. The record is from RefSeq and is a predicted model, not a curated record. Lineage: Eukaryota; Fungi; Ascomycota; Sordariomycetes; Hypocreales; Ophiocordycipitaceae. Bases 1 to 1182 code for a protein of 393 amino acids. Gene Ontology annotation, molecular function: phosphoric diester hydrolase activity.